This is a messenger RNA of Limanda limanda (common dab), 1964 nucleotides long. Its product is annotated as regulator of G-protein signaling 6-like. Gene Ontology annotation, biological process: regulation of G protein-coupled receptor signaling pathway; G protein-coupled receptor signaling pathway; intracellular signal transduction. Bases 1 to 1614 code for a protein of 537 amino acids. NCBI's taxonomy places the organism in Eukaryota, Metazoa, Chordata, Actinopteri, Pleuronectiformes, Pleuronectidae. The record is from RefSeq and is a predicted model, not a curated record. The transcript has 17 exons.
AUGGCCGAGGGGUCCAGAGACCAGGGAGCCGCGGGCACCACUGAUCCUGAGGAGGACUCCCCCAAUAUGAUCGUCUACAGAAAGGCAAGAUGUCAGAGAGGCUACUCGAUAGAGGUGCCGGGGCUUCGAGGGCAGAGCGCCCACGGCCUCUGGACCCGGUGGGUGGGUCGCCUGGCGCAGCGUGGAGGCGCCGCUCGCACAGAGAGGCAGAUGGCCAUUGAAGACAUUGUGACACGAAUACAAGAUGAGAAAGCAGGAGGUGUAGCCAUCCGGACCGUCAAAAGCUUCCUCUCCAAGAUCCCCAGUGUGGUAUCAGGGGCGGACAUCGUUCAGUGGCUGAUGAAAAACCUCUCCGUUGAGGAUCCAGCUGAAGCCAUCCACCUCGGGAGUCUGGUCGCUGCACACGGCUACAUCUUCCCCAUCUCUGACCACGUCCUGACACUUAAGGACGAUGGAACCCUUUAUCGCUUUCAGUCUCCGUACUUCUGGCCGUCAAACUGUUGGGAGCCUGAGAACACAGACUAUGCCAUUUACCUGUGUAAGCGCACCAUGCAGAAUAAGGCCAGGCUCGAGCUGGCCGACUACGAGGCUGAGAACCUCGCCCGGUUGCAGAGGGCCUUUGCCAGGAAGUGGGAAUUCAUCUUCAUGCAAGCUGAGGCUCAAGUGAAGAUCGACAGGAAGAAGGACAAGGCCGAGAGGAAAAUCCUGGACAGCCAGGAGAGGGCAUUCUGGGACGUCCAUCGGCCUGUGCCCGGCUGCGUCAACACCACGGAGAUGGACAUCCGCAAGUGUCGAAGAGAGAAGAACCCACACAGGGUGAAAAAGUCGGUGUAUGGGGUCCCAGACGACGGCCAGAGUCAGCCCAGUCCCGUCCACAGCAGCUCGCACCCGACCAGGAAGCCCACCAAAGAUGACAUCCAGAAGGAGAUCACCUUCCUGAACAUGCAGCUGGACCGACACUGUAUGAAGGUUUCCAAAGUGGCUGACAGUCUGAUGAGCUACAUGGAGCAGUUCAUGGACUACGACCCCUUUGUGUCGACCACGGAGCCCUCCAACCCCUGGAUCAAUGACGACACGUCCUUCUGGGACUUGGAGGCGAGUCGUGAUCCCAGCCAGCAGCGUGUGAAGAGAUGGGGCUUCUCUCUGGAGGAGGCCCUGAAAGACCCGGUGGGACGAGACCAGUUCCUGAAGUUCCUGGAGUCAGAGUUCAGCUCAGAGAACCUGCGGUUCUGGUUAGCAGUGCAGGAUCUGAAGCGACGGCCGCUCCAGGACGUCCCCGCCAGGGCGCAGGAGAUCUGGCAGGAGUUCCUAGCUGAGGGGGCGCCGAGCUCCAUCAACCUGGACUCUCACAGCUACGAGCGCACGAGCCAGAACCUGAAAGACCCCGGACGAUACAGCUACGAGGACGCUCAGGAGCACAUUUUCAAGCUAAUGAAAAGUGACAGCUAUGCACGCUUUUUGCGAUCCAACAUCUACCAAGACCUCCUGUUAGCCAGAAAGAAGCAGCCAGCAGACACUGAACAGGGCCGCCGCACCUCCCUGGAGAAGUUCACCCGCAGUGUGGGCAAGUCUUUGACAGGGAAGCGCCUGACAGGCCUGAUGCAGUCAUCCUGACACAGCCUGUGCUGGAGGGGCCCAGCCAGACCCUGUUGGGGGGAUGACCCCCGCACAGUGGCCGGGGCACGGACAGCGGAGCCGGGCUGGACGGGGCUGCUGUGCGGUGGCUCGCAGACGCUGCUCCGAGGACUGUACUGGUAGAUGAGCACCGGGCCUGCUGGGGUGAACGACCCAACGCAAACCACUGAGGAACAGGACAAUGCUGACAAGGGGAACCUCAGCCAUCACUACACAUGGCAUGCAGCAUCCAGUAUAAGCACAUCCAGACCAGCGCUGCCCUCGUUUCAUCACUUAGUCGGCAAAUUUGUUUGUGAGGCCGUUUGUCGACUAAGCUGAUUCCUUUAUGU